Messenger RNA from Cynoglossus semilaevis (tongue sole), 1376 nucleotides. It is a transcript of the gene armc1l, whose product is annotated as armadillo repeat containing 1, like. The transcript has 7 exons. The record is from RefSeq and is a predicted model, not a curated record. Gene Ontology annotation, molecular function: metal ion binding; protein binding. Bases 163 to 969 code for a protein of 268 amino acids. NCBI's taxonomy places the organism in Eukaryota, Metazoa, Chordata, Actinopteri, Pleuronectiformes, Cynoglossidae.
GUUGGCUGCUCACACACAGUGAAUUUCAGCAGCCAAUAAGCAAAGGCAAUGUAUCUAUGCAGUCAAAAAUCAUUGACCAAUCAGACGGCAUCGAAAAAACUUAACUGAAUUCGUAUUUUUGUCCACGAGCUGACUUUUCUCUUGCGGUUACAGUUUGCAGGGAUGAUGGACGCACUGUCUGUAGUGAGUCAGUUGCGGGAUCUAGCUUCAGAACCACAGAACCGGGAGGUGAUCGUCCGAGAUCAAGGCUGUCUACCUGGUCUGGUUCUGUUUCUGGAUCACCAGAACCCAGAUGUUCUCUUCGCAACUCUUCAGACCCUACGCUACCUGGCUGAGAUGCCUCCUAACAUUCCUAUAAUGAAGAAUGAACUGGGAAUGAUGGUGAGCCUGGAGAACCUAAUGGAAAGGAACAGUCUGUCUGAUGACAUUACAUCUCUGGCUCAGGAGGUCUACAACAUUCUGUGUAAACCGGUAUUCCGCACACCUGUGCAGGAAAGGAAAAAGAAAGCACAGUUUUUUCUCAAUUCUACCAACAAGAAGGCCAAGUCUGUCACUCUGCACAUUCAAGGACUGGACACUACAGAUCAGAGAGGCUUAUGUGAAGAGGCUCUACUUAAAGUUAAAGGAGUGAUUAGCUUCACAUUUCAGAUGGCUUCCAAGAGAUGCACUGUCCGUAUUCGCUCGGAUCUGCCCACUGAGAGUCUGGCUUCGGCCAUCGCUGCCACUCAGGUGCUGUCAGCCCAGCAGGUUGUAAAAAAUGAAGAAGGAGAAGAGGUUCUGAUCCCUCUGAACACAUCGGGAGUCCAAGUCCAGCAGAACACAGCGCUGCCUGCCUACCUCCCUGAGGAAGAAGAGAGUCCAGAGAAGGAGGUCGACCGAGCCAUCUCACGCACCACGACCAAAGGCGACUCCAGUGGUAGCUGGCUGAACACUGCUGCCAGUUUCCUCACUAAAACCUUCUACUGGUGAAAGAGAAGAACUGGCAAUCACUAAAACUGAGAGACUUAUAUAAAAAAAAGACGACUCCCUGCUGCUGAGUUUUCAGAAGGGACAUCACUGGUGACAUGUCAAAGGUCAAAAGCAAAGCUUGGUCAUGUGUUCCUGGCGAUCAGUUCAAAUAUCAACAUGCUCAGAAGCACUUAACAUGUCAGUGUGUUGGUGUAUUCUGGUCUGGACUGGAUAUAACAAGACCAACAAACUUGAAAUAAUGUAACAGGUUUCUUCCACUUUUCUUUCCACUUUCCAUUUUUAAAGAAAUGUACAUAUUUUUUCUUUUACGUUUUAACUGUCCCUUCUAACUAUGUGUAAAAACACCUCCAAGUCUUUACUAACUAUUCUACUACUAUAGAAUACAAAUGAAAUUCUAUUUGUAUGAA